GAGUCCCACAUAUAAUUCACAGCGCUGACGUCGUGGGUCAGGCACAGAAAGCACUGUCAGCUCCAAGGGCAGUCCUGCGACAAACUCGGGGAUUUAAGGCGAAUCCUCAUCUGCCUCCCUGUGCCCGCCGGCAUGAGCACCCCCGGCCGCCCCGCCCUGCGCCCCGUCCUGCUGACCCUGCUGCUGCUGUGGCACCUGGCCCGGGCCCAGUUUCCCCGAGCCUGCGCCAGCGCCCCUGCCCUGCGCAACGGCGAGUGCUGCCCGGACCUGCGCCCCGCUGCCGGGCCCGGCUCUGACCGCUGUGGUGCCGCCUCGGGGCGCGGCCGGUGCGAGGCUGUGAUGGCGGACUCACGGCCCCACAGCGCUGGGUACCCGCACGACGGAAGGGACGACCGCGAGGCCUGGCCGCUGCGCUUCUUCAACCGGACCUGCCGCUGCGCCGGCAACUUCGCGGGGCACAACUGCGGGGCGUGUCGUCCCGGCUGGGCAGGGCCCGGCUGCAGCCAGCGAGCCUUGGCAGUCAGAAGAAACCUCCUGGACUUAAGUGCAGAGGAAAAGAACCACUUUGUGCAGGCCCUGGACAUGGCAAAGCGUACAACUCAUCCACAAUUUGUCAUUGCCACAAGGAGAUCCAAAGAAAUACUGGGAGAGGAUGGCAACACGCCACAGUUUGAGAACAUUUCCAUUUAUAACUACUUUGUUUGGACACACUAUUACUCUGUCAAAAAGACUUUCCUUGGGCCAGGCCAGGAAAGCUUCGGUGAAGUGGAUUUCUCUCACGAAGGGCCAGCUUUCCUCACAUGGCACAGGUACCACCUCCUGCAGCUGGAGAAAGAUAUGCAGGACAUGCUGCAGGAGCCUUCCUUCUCCCUGCCUUACUGGGAUUUUGCAACUGGGAAAAACGUGUGCGAUGUGUGCACUGACGACUUGAUGGGUGCCAGGAACAGCUUUGAUUCCACGCUCAUCAGCCCCAACUCCGUCUUCUCCCAGUGGCACAUGGUCUGUGAGUCCUUGGAAGACUACGACACUCUGGGGACACUUUGUAACAGCACGGAAGGGGGCCCCAUCCGGAGAAAUCCAGCUGGGAACGUGGCGAGACCCAUGGUCCAGCGUCUUCCUGCUCCACAGGACGUGGCUCAGUGCUUGGAAGUUGGCGUAUUUGACACUCCUCCCUUUUAUUCCAACUCUACAGACAGUUUCCGAAACACAGUAGAAGGUUACAGUGAUCCCACAGGAAAGUAUGACCCUGCUGUUCGGAGCCUUCACAAUUUGGCCCAUCUAUUCCUGAACGGGACAGGAGGACAAACCCACUUGUCUCCCAAUGACCCUAUUUUCGUGCUCCUGCACACAUUCACUGACGCCAUCUUUGAUGAGUGGCUGAGGAGAUACAAUGCCGAUAUAUCCACAUUCCCAUUGGAGAAUGCCCCCAUUGGCCAUAACAGACAAUUCAACAUGGUGCCAUUCUGGCCUCCUGUUACCAACACAGAAAUGUUCGUUACCGCUGCAGACAACCUUGGAUACACUUAUGAAGUGCAAUGGCCAACAGGCCAGAACUUUAGUAUCUCUGAGAUUGUUACCAUAGCAGUAGUCGCUGCUCUCUUGUUGGUUGGACUCAUUUUUCUUGGCAUCUCUUGUCUGAUUCGUGCCAGAAGCAAAAUGGACGAAGCCAGUCAGCCUCUCCUCAUUGACCAGUAUCAACAUUACGAUGAAGGAUACGAAAAAGUCCAGAAUCCUAAUCAGCCUACGGUCUAAUGACAAGCUCCUCACCCUCUUACACAUUACUGUCAGGAAACAGCCUGGUUAAAAAUUAGUAGAAUGAGCUACAAACUAGAUUUUCUUUCAUUUGUUACUUUCUUAUACAAGCCUACGUUGUACUUAAAGCAUUGCUUUCCAAAGGUGAGAAGAGUAAUUCAGAAUCUUUUGAAUUUCUAAUUGUCAGCUCUAUUUAAAAUGUUCAGUUGCACCAAAUCCAUGACAUUUAAAAGCUAGUAUGGGGCCGGGGAUUUAGCUCAGUGGUUUCGCUGCCUGCUGCAUAAGCACAAAGACCCAAGUUCAAUCCCCGGUACCAAAAAAUAAAAAAUAAAAAAUAAAAAAAAUAAAAGCUAAUGUGAUGAUCUUUGUCAUACUUCAAAGAUUGACUAUACAAUGUAAACAAGUUGCUAUGCUUUGUUUAUGUGAAAGGAAAAUAAAGUUUGAUAGUAGUCUUUUUAAAAUGCACAACCAAGCACUUCUACACUGUCAAAAUGUAAAAGCAUUUUUAUUGUUGACAUAGGUCAACACAUAUAUAAGCAGCAGCAUUUAUUAGUUAAAAUACAUUACAUGGAAUUAUAAAUAAAUGGGAUGUUAAUGAACUUUUUCAAAUUGGUCUUCUCAGUUGAGCUUCAGCACGUAUUAUUUAGCCCCAGCUUCAAGACCACCACAAAGUCACACUCUUUGCCACACACUGAAGAAGUGAAAGCUUCCCUUUGUUAAGAAACAGCUGCUAUUGUCUAUUUGCUGCUGUGUUUCCCUCGGCCUCAAUUCACUGAAGAUGGAACUCCAUGCUUUUCACCUCCUAGCUCACACAUCUCUCUGCCUAAUUCCUCUUCCUCCUCCUCAGGGUUCCCAAAGAAAGCACAAUUAAGCCUCAUUUAAGCAGCGUUCUCUUAUCAUUUACCAGAAUCUGUGGGCAUCUGCAAAAUAAAAUAUUAAAAAACUGUUUUGUUUGUCCCUGUCUCAACCCAGUUCUGCAAGAAUGCUGGUUUUUCUAUGAUUUAAUACGAAGUUUUUUCUGGUUUUGAUCUUGCAUAUGAAGCAAUAUUUCCUAAAUGAAGUAUGUAUGCUGU
This is a messenger RNA of Heterocephalus glaber (naked mole-rat), 2825 nucleotides long. It is a transcript of the gene Tyrp1, whose product is annotated as tyrosinase related protein 1. Gene Ontology annotation, biological process: melanocyte differentiation; melanosome organization. Gene Ontology annotation, cellular component: melanosome. Gene Ontology annotation, molecular function: oxidoreductase activity. The record is from RefSeq and is a predicted model, not a curated record. NCBI's taxonomy places the organism in Eukaryota, Metazoa, Chordata, Mammalia, Rodentia, Bathyergidae.